Oryctolagus cuniculus (rabbit) is the source of this 3031-nucleotide messenger RNA. It is a transcript of the gene RPAP3, whose product is annotated as RNA polymerase II associated protein 3. The record is from RefSeq and is a predicted model, not a curated record. Gene Ontology annotation, molecular function: protein binding. Gene Ontology annotation, cellular component: protein folding chaperone complex. NCBI's taxonomy places the organism in Eukaryota, Metazoa, Chordata, Mammalia, Lagomorpha, Leporidae.
AGGGGACGGCUGGGGGCCCAACGGGAGGAGGGGCCGGGUCGCCGAAGGGUCGCCCGCCGCCCCGCCCUCUGACCCGCUGCCGCCGGGGCGCCGGCGAUGUCUGCGGCCGCGUCUUUCUCCCGAGGGGACCAGGGCGCUUCUGACGUGCCGAGGCCGCCCGGUGUGGAAGCGACCCCCGGCCGGCACAGGCUCGGUGGGGCUGCGGGGCGCUGGGCGCAGAAAGGUGCCGGCCCCUCGGCAUCUCGAGGCGCGCCGCGCUGUUGUGCGCGCUCUUGGCCCCGGGCCAAGCGUUUUGCUGGCUGUUUCCGCACCAGGCGCCGUUUGUGAUCCCCCCUGGGCUUGGGUUGGUCGUGAGGCUGGGUGCCUGUGACCGCCCGAGCCAGGCCCUUCCCUCUUCUGCGCCCCUCCCUCAGCCUUGGGUCCCCUUUCCCGUUUGGGGUCCUUGCGCCAUCACCCCCUUUGCUCGUGUAUUUUUCUUUGUUCCUCGCAGCCCCAGACGAUUCUCCAUUGAGAACCAGUCCUCACGUUGUUGAAGGCAGAUGGACCCCCGUCCCCCACAUAAUCUGUCUACCUAACUCAUUUCCUUUCCGCCCUUUUUGGCCCCAUAACCCGCCCAGUAGUCUUCAUGUGACCAAGUACUCAGGGAACGCGCAUGGCGUGUCCCCACUCUCUGGGUUCUCCCCAGCUCUCGCCUUCCCCACGUUCUGGAAACACCAGGGGCUGGUGUCCGCAGCCUGCGUGCCUCCCGUCACUGGAGUUAGACCUGUCCGGGUCCGUGGUCCUCGCUCCCACCUCUGUGCUGGUCAUAAUGACAUCAGCAAAUAAGACAGUUGAAUUACAACUACAAGUGAAACAAAAUGCAGAAGAGUUACAGGACUUUAUGAGGGAUUUAGAGAACUGGGAAAAAGACAUUAAACAAAAGGAUUUGGAACUAAGGAGACAAAAUGGUGUUCCUGAAGAGAUUUUGCCUCCUAUUCGAAAUGGAAGUUUUAGGAAAAAGAAGAAAGGGAAAGCUAAAGAGGCUUCCAAAAAAACCAAAGAGGAAAACACGAAAAACAGGAUCAAAUCUUAUGAUUAUGAGGCAUGGGCAAAACUCGAUGUGGACAGCAUCUUGGAGGAGCUGGACAAGGAAGAUGGCACCCAGGAUUCUGUGUCCCAGGAGUCAGAGUCGGAAGAAGACGGGAUUCGUGUAGACUCUCAGAAGGCCCUCACUCUAAAGGAAAAGGGCAAUAAAUACUUCAAGCAAGGAAAAUAUGACGAGGCAAUCGAAUGCUACACGAAAGGCAUGGACGCUGAUCCCUAUAAUCCUGUGUUACCAACAAACAGAGCGUCAGCGUACUUCAGGUUGAAAAAGUUUGCGGUUGCUGAGUCUGACUGUAAUUUAGCCAUAGCCUUGAAUCGAAGCUAUGCAAAGGCGUACGCCAGGCGGGGCGCUGCUCGAUCUGCUUUGCAGAAAUUAGAGGAAGCCAAAAAAGAUUAUGAAAAAGUAUUAGAAUUGGAACCAGAUAACUUUGAAGCAACAAAUGAACUUCGGAAGAUUAAUCAGGCUUUACUGUCCAGAGGAAGCUCACAGCCCACAGGAGCAGCCGUGGUGGGGAGGUCACCUGAGGGAGAGGGAACGCCCACGGAGGAACAGAAUCGGCAGCAGGCCAUGGCGCAGAAGGACCUGGGGAAUGGAUUUUUCAAAGAGGGGAAGUAUGAAAGGGCGAUUGAAUGCUACACCCGAGGGAUGGCAGCGGACGGCACGAAUGCCCUUCUCCCUGCAAACAGAGCCAUGGCCUACCUGAGGAUAGAGAAAUACAGAGAAGCUGAGGAAGACUGCACUCGCGCUAUUGCUUUGGACGGCUCCUACUCCAAAGCUUUUGCCAGAAGAGGAACUGCAAGGACCCUUUUGGGGAAGCUGAGUGAGGCCAGGCAAGAUUUUGAAACGGUUUUACUCCUGGAGCCUGGAAAUAAGCAAGCAGUGACUGAACUUUCCAGAAUCAAGAAGGAAUUGAUUGAGAAAGGGCUCUGGGACGAGGUCUUCCUUGAGUCCACACAGAGACAGAAUGAAGUAAAACCCACCGAGAACCCGCCUCAGCCUGGAUGCACUAAACCACUCAGGAAGGUUGUUAUUGAGGAAACUGGACACGUGGUAGACCUGCUCCAAGAGGCAGACAGCACAGCCACCGCCACCCCCCAGGAGGCUCCCGUCAGUGGGGCACACACAGCAGCUGUCCCAGGCAUAGCAAGUAAGAAGAAUUCCAGCCAGGAUGGUGCUUUGCCCACCAGUGACACUCCAAAAGCUAAAGUGUUGAAAAUCGAAGAAGGAAGCGACACCUCGGGCUUGCGCCCCCAGGCCAGGCUGAGGCAGGGCGUGCAGCAUUCGCCCCCGGAGAAGUCGGCUGCAGGGGUGGGACUGGCGCCUCCUCACCUGGCCACGGCAGCGCUCCCUCCGGUUCCUGCGAACUCCUUCCAGCUCGAAUCCGACUUCAGGCGACUGAGAAGUUGUCCGGAUGUGUUGUACCAGUACUUGAAGCAAAUUGAGCCAUCCCUGUACCCUAAGCUGUUUCAAAAGAAUCUAGAACCAGAUGUGUUCAACCAAAUCGUGAAGAUUCUGCACGACUUUUAUAUUGAGAGGGAAGAGCCAUCACUCAUCUUUGAAAUCCUACUGAGACUUUCUGAACUGAAAAGGUUUGAAAUGGCCGUGAUGUUUAUGUCAGAACCAGAAAAAAGGACUGUGCGUGCGCUGCUCGGGCACGUGGACGGAGCAGGGCUGGGGGGCAGCUCCCUUGAGGACCUCAGGAAGAGGUACGGCGGCUGAGCUCCCUUUGCUGGAGUCACUGUGAAUUUAAUGUACAUUUUUCUACUGAAAAUAAAGUGUGUUGCUUUUUAAGGAAAUAAAUGAAACCAGAAAGGACUGUUUUUGGAGAUAAGCUGAUUAACCAUAGUGUGCAUUGUGAUUUAACUUGUGAGAAAUGUAUUAUUCAGAUGAACUAUUUAUAUGUUUUGUUCUGAAAAUAAAAAUGUAUGCAAUGAAGUAUAUUUAUAA